AUGAGUGCAGCUUUCCAGCCGUCGCUCAUGAUGAUGCCGCGCCCUCUGGGAAGCAGCACUGCCUUCAGCAUAGACUCUCUCAUCGGCAGCCCGCCCCAGCCCAGCCCGGGCCACUUCGUCUACACGGGCUACCCCAUGUUCAUGCCCUACAGGCCGGUGGUCCUGCCGCCGCCCCCGCCGCCGCCGCCAGCCCUGCCCCAGCCGGCCCUGCCGCCCUCGCACCCCCACCCCCACCCGAUCCCCAGCCUCCCCACCAGCUUCUGCUCCAGCCUGGCGCAGGGCAUGGCGCUCACCUCCACGCUCAUGGCCACCCUGCCGGGCACCUUCUCGACCUCCCCGCAGCACCAGGAGGCGGCCCGGAAGUAUGCCCCACAAGCUCUCCAGGGCAGCUUCGACAAGGCGGAUGGCGUCCAGGCGGAGGCCGAAGACGGCAAGGCAUUCCUGGCCAAGGAGGGCUCGCUGCUGGCCUUCUCUGCCUCCGAAGUCGUGCAGGCUUCCCUCGGGGCCGUCCGAGGAACGACGGGCAAAGAGGACUCCAAAGCGGAAGAGGAGGCGGCCAAAGGCAAAGAGGAAAGUUUCUCCAUGGACAGCGACCUUGACUACAGCUCCGACGACAAUCUGCCCGGCCCGGCGGCCCACAAAGAGGACGACUCCGGCGCCGUCCUGGAAGAGAACGGUCAGGGCUCGGCGAACCCCAACAGCACCACCUCGACCGGGAAGAACCGGCGGCGGCGAACGGCCUUCACCAGCGAGCAGUUGCUGGAGCUGGAAAAGGAGUUCCACUGCAAGAAAUACCUUUCCCUGACGGAGCGCUCCCAGAUCGCGCACGCCCUCAAACUCAGCGAAGUGCAGGUCAAAAUCUGGUUCCAGAACAGGCGGGCCAAGUGGAAACGGGUGAAAGCGGGCAACGCCAACUCCAAGACCGGGGAGCCCUCCCGGAACCCCAAGAUCGUGGUGCCGAUCCCCGUCCACGUCAGCAGGUUCGCCAUCAGGAGUCAACACCAGCAGCUGGAACAGGCGAGGCCUUGAGCCGGGGAGAGAGAGAGGAAUGCCGCUUUCUUCCUCGCCCCCACCCCACCCCUUUCCCCGUUUGGAGCAAAACAAACACACAAGCCCCCCUCCUCCUCCGACAACCCGGGGCUCCAUCGCGUCGCCUCUCUCUCCCAGGCGCUCGCAAACUGAAGCCGAACUUCCCAGCUAGCCAGAAUGUGUUCGUAACCAUCAGCCCGAAAACGUGCGUCGUUCCUGUUGCAGGGCGGGAGUAGAAAAGACGGUUUUGCCUAUUUAUGAGACUCUCCGAACUUGGCCUGUGCAGCGCUGGCUCCCAGCGACGGAUAUGUGGACUGGGCCAGGACCGAAGGGUCGGGGAGGCGGGGGCCUGAAGUCUUACAUUCCGCGAGUCCAACUAACACUCCAGAACUGCGGCCCCAUUCAACCGCCAUCCCGCCUUUGCGGGGGGGCGGCGGCUCUCUCCUCCCCCCGUAUCUUUUGAGAGAGAAAAGAAGAAAACGACCAGUUUAAUUUUUGCUGCUGUUCCUUAUUUUCUUCCUCCCGUCCCACUGUCUUUUUUGUGUUUUUUGGGUGGUGGUGGUGGAAGGCCGAGUGGAGAAGACAUUCUUCAGGUGGAUUCCCGCCCCUCCCAUCUUGUUU
Rhineura floridana is the source of this 1650-nucleotide messenger RNA. It is a transcript of the gene GBX2, whose product is annotated as gastrulation brain homeobox 2. NCBI's taxonomy places the organism in Eukaryota, Metazoa, Chordata, Lepidosauria, Squamata, Rhineuridae. The transcript is spliced from 2 exons. Gene Ontology annotation, cellular component: nucleus. Gene Ontology annotation, biological process: regulation of transcription by RNA polymerase II; regulation of nervous system development. The record is from RefSeq and is a predicted model, not a curated record. Bases 1 to 1029 code for a protein of 342 amino acids. Gene Ontology annotation, molecular function: DNA-binding transcription factor activity, RNA polymerase II-specific; RNA polymerase II transcription regulatory region sequence-specific DNA binding.